Molecule: messenger RNA, 783 nt
Organism: Dovyalis caffra
Lineage: Eukaryota; Viridiplantae; Streptophyta; Magnoliopsida; Malpighiales; Salicaceae
Source: the annotation of a GenBank genome assembly
AUGGCGUCUAAUACAUGUGGAAGGCCUGUGUUAGAGAGAAAAGCAAAGCCUCCAGAGCAAUUGAACUGUCCAAGAUGUAACUCAACCAACACCAAGUUUUGUUACUAUAACAACUACAGUCUCACACAACCAAGAUACUUUUGCAAGACUUGCAGAAGGUACUGGACUGAAGGAGGAUCUCUUAGAAAUGUUCCUGUUGGUGGAGGUUCAAGAAAGAACAAGAGACCUUCAUCAUCAUCAGUAGCAGCAUCUGCUGCACCGUCUAAGCUUCCUGAUCUCAACCCACCUAGCCUCUCACACUUCUCUUCUCAAAACCCUAACAACACCCAUGAAGGUCAAGACCUUAAUCUGGCAUUCCCAGCUAUGCAGGAUAGUCAAGGUACAUCUCAUUAUACUGAAGUGGCCAAAACUGAAAACAACAACAACAAUCAACAUGACUCUUCUUCUUCUCCCUAUACUUCAUCUCCUAUUUCAGCUCUGGAGCUACUAAGGAGUGGAAUUGCUUCUAGGGGUUUGAAUUCUUUCAUCCCAACACCGAUGCCAGAUUCAAAUACACUUUAUUCUUCUGGAGGAUUCCCUUUGCAAGAAUUGAAACCAACUCUGAGUUUUUCUGUUGAUGGGCUUGGAAGUAGAUACGGAGUUCAAGAAAAUAGUGGAAGGCUUUUGUUUCCUUUUGGUGAACUGAAACCGCUUUCAGGCACAACGUCUGAAGUUGAUCAAAACAAGGGACAAGGGACUUCAAGUGGAUACUGGAAUGGGAUGUUUGGUGGAGGAUCAUGGUAA